UACAUGGUUUAUUUUGUUAGAAGAUGUUCUAUAUAUAGGUAACUUGUUAUAGAUACAGCAGCAGAUCCUCUCAUGGGAAUCUAUCUGCUAGGCCAAUUAUUGCCAUAUUUAAUAUGUAUAGGGAUACACUGUAGGCUUUGAGGUCAUUCCAGACAAUGUGAGAACCAUUAGCUGUUUGACUGUACUGCUAUAGUACUAUAAAGUAGGGCUGGGCAAUUAAUCGAAAAUUCAUCAAAGCUGACAUUCCAAACCUCUAAUCGAUGUAAUCUUGCCCAUGUCAGAUACUUUGUUUUUUUUUUUAUUUUAUUAAUACUUUAAAAAAAUCUGUCGAUACUUUCCUCAGUGAUUGUUCGUGUACUGUCCCCUUAAAAACGUACUUCCGUGUGUUUUGUCACGUGACUUGCCAACUGGUCAACUCAAGCAGCUUGUGCCAAAGAAAAAUGCUGCAUAACCCAUUUGCUUCUGGCUAGUUACCUGAGGCUAAUACUGCAUUCAGAGCAAACACGACGGCAAGAAGACGUUCAUUUCCUCUCAGUGACAGAUACAGACUCAUCGAAGUUUAUGAUAAACUGCCAAGAAUGAGCCAACGAGUUCACACCCUGGAAGGUGAAGAAGAGGAGGAAAAAAUCUUUAAAGAUGAAGCCAAUUGAUGAGGGGACAGAGACGGAGUAUGGGCUGCUGAAUUUGACCAUCUCUGGCUACGACAUGAACCUCGUUUCUAGAUACGCCCAGUACGCCCAUCACCUCUGCAACCGCCUCCAGGUUCACGUCAGCCGAAGUUAUGCUUUGCCAACAAAGACCACAGAGAUCUUGUUAACAAAGGACCAAAGCACCAAGAUGGUGGUGGACGCUGUCCUUAAGACCCACUUUCGUGUCAUUCAGAUCAAGGGCUUGAGUGCCACCAUUUGCCCUGUCUUUUUUGAAGUCCUGCUGAAAAACCAGCCAGAGGGAGUUGAUCUUUUGGUGAAGGAGCACACAGAGGCUGAUUUCAGGGCACGCUUCAAAUCUCGCCCGGAGAUGGAGGAGCUCCUGGCAAAGCUGAACGGCUGAAUGUCAUGUCCUGCUGCUCUAAGCUCGCACCCUGUAAUCUCACAUUUUCCUGGUCUGAAGCCUGCAAGUAAAUGCGUUUAAAAAAAACGUAUGUUAUUGGGAGUCUGUGU
This is a messenger RNA of Brienomyrus brachyistius, 1160 nucleotides long. RefSeq names its product mitochondrial ribosomal protein L48 (gene mrpl48). The record is from RefSeq and is a predicted model, not a curated record. Bases 637 to 1050 code for a protein of 137 amino acids. The transcript has 5 exons. Gene Ontology annotation, cellular component: mitochondrial ribosome. NCBI's taxonomy places the organism in Eukaryota, Metazoa, Chordata, Actinopteri, Osteoglossiformes, Mormyridae.